GAGGAUUGGCUGCAGCUGAAAAGAUAAGAAGAGUUCCGAACUUGUUGAUCUGCAGGCCGGAUCAAGUGGCGCUCAGCGUGGGAGCUCCUGGCACGGAGAAGUUAAAGAGGGAGCCGUUCGAGAGACAGCCGGCUUAAACCGAAAGUGAAAGCAAAUUGAACCAGAGACCUCGGCCGAGGAAUGAGUAAACUGAAUCAAGGAUUAAAGUUUAAAGCAACAGGACAUUAAAUCAAGUGCCGAGACCUGCGCAGGCGACUACCCGACGUCCUGCCCGAGUCACGGUGAGUGAACGGCAACCCCAUUUCCCUUUCCCGACAUGGGUCAAGUAUUGAGCGAACAUGAAGUGUUCGUCGGAGGCCUUAUAAAGGCAUUAAAGACAAGAGAGAUAAGGGUUAAAAAAAAAGAAUUAUUACAGUAUUUUCAGUUUAUUCAUAAGGUUUGCCCUUGGUUCCCCCUAGAGGGUUCUAUAGAUACCAAGAGGUGGAAUACAGUAAGAGAUGUUUUAAAAGAUUAUUAUAGAGUUUUCGGUCCAAAAAAGGUUCCUGUGACCACCUUUACAUAUUGGAAUUUAAUUUCUGAGCUGCUUGCCCAGAGGCAUGCAGACCCUCAGGUUGAGGAGACAGCUGCACUGGGUGAGGCUGCCUUGCGCGACUCCCUUAAAUCUACCUCAAAAUCGUCGUCAGAAAAAUCUGAAGCCUCUGAUUUCUCAGAUGCAGAGAAUGAUGGCCUGUUAGAGGUCCUUGUACAUGGUGAUCUGCCACCACUUCCACCUGUUGACAUGAUCAACAGGUCCCAGGAUGGCAGCCCGCCACUCCCUGUGCCUCCAUGGCCAAUUGGGGAUUCAUAUAAGCCUUUAGACCCCAGCCUUUCUGAUUCUCAGGAGGUCAACUGGAAACAACCAACACAACAAGCCUCUAGAUAUCACCCUAACCCUGCUGCAGCACCGGUCGCUAUUAGGCCAUCCCCUGACUAUGAUGAUGCACUCAGCAUCUGCUCUCAACCUUCUAGCACAUUAGUGGAGUUGGAGCAGAGAAAAGCAGAUCUUUUAAAACAGAUACAGCUAGAAAAAAAAUGCCAAGAUCUUUCAAUUCAAUUGCAGGCCCUCCGAGCUACACAGUUUCAUAGUGUCCCUGAGAUGGAGCCUGCCUCCAGCACGCCUUGUAGUGUGCUUAAAAUGGUGCCUGCCUCUGGCAGCCAGCCUAAAAUGGCUUUCCCAGUCACAGAGGCCUUUACUCCCCCAUGGGAUGUUGAAGAGGGCACUAAACCACAAGCUGUUAGGAUACACACACCUCUUACCGUGACAGCCUUAAAAGAGUUAAAGGCCGCAGUCUCUCAAUAUGGCCCGACUGCCGCCUACACCAUGGCAGUUCUAGAUUCUUUGACUCAGGGUUGGAUUAUUCCUAAUGAGUGGAAAGACUUAGCAAAAGCCACCCUCUCCGGAGGCAAUUAUCUAUUAUGGAGAUCUGAAUUUUUUGAUCAAUGUGAGGACAUAGCCAGAGACAACGCCACACGGCUUAGCCCCUGGACCCUUGCUAUGCUUACAGGAACAGGAGAUUUUGCCACAAAAGAGACCCAAAUGCAGUUCGAUUCGGGCCUCUUUGCCCAGAUUAAUAUGGCAGCCAUUAGAGCAUGGAAACGGCUCCCCUCAGGAGGCGAGCCUACUUUAUCUCUCACCCAAAUAAAACAAAAGCCUGAGGAGCCCUUUUCGGACUUUGUCGAUCGCCUCUUACAGGCGGCAGAGCGUCUUUUCGGCUCCACAGAAACAAACUCUGCCCUGGUUAAACAAUUGGCUUAUGAAAAUGCAACCUCAGAUUGUCAGGCUGCAAUUCGACCACAUCGCAAAAAAGAGGACUUAUCGGGUUAUAUACGCUUAUGUACAGAUAUUGGGCCAGUUUAUCAAGGCCUAGCCAUGGCUACAACACAACAAGGUUGCAUAGUUACACAACCCCUUUCUCGUUCUAAAAAAGAUGCCACUUGUUUCAAAUGUGGCCAAAGUGGCCACACGGCUCGUGAUUGCAAAAAAAAAAAAUCAAAAUCAGUCCUCUACAAAAAAGCCAGGGCUGUGUCCUAGAUGUAAGCGAGGAGACCACUGGGCUAAUGAGUGCAAGUCCAAAAGAGAUGUUCACGGUAACCCUCUCUCCCCGCAGGGAAACGGGUUACGGGGCCGGCCCCAGGCCCCCAAUUCCGGACAAACCCGUGGGGCUCCAAGGUUUGUCCCAGCAAAAAACCAUCCAUUUCAGACCUCUUCAGGGCAACCCCGGGGAGUGCAGGGUUGAACCUCUGUUCCGCCUCCAGCACAGUUUUAACCGCUGACAUGGGUGUUCAGAUCAUACCCUCAGGAAUCUAUGGGCCCCCUCCCCCCGGAAGUUUUGGACUUAUCAUUGGACGUAGUAGCACUACGCUUAAAAGAUUACAAGUUCUGCCCGGGAUAGUAGAUAGUGAUUACACAGGAGAAAUAAAGGUCAUGGUUUCUCCCCUUGUCGGUGUCAUACCAGUUAGGACAGGGCAACGCCUUGCUCAAUUGCUGCUAUUGCCAUUGGCUCAAACAUCUAACAAAUGCAUAACUCCCUAUAGGAGGAACUCCUUUCCUGGAGCUUCAGAUGUAUAUUGGGCACAACGUAUCUCCAAACAAAAGCCCCUCAUGACUCUGUCUUUAGAUGGAAAAAGUUUCUCAGGCCUCAUUGAUACAGGCGCAGAUGUUUCCAUUAUCAGAAAGGAGGAAUGGCCUACUGCCUGGCCUUUAGAAACAACCUUAACACACCUCCAAGGGAUUGGACACUCAAAAAAUCCACAACGCAGUUCCAAACAACUGGUUUGGAGAGACCAAGAAGGUAAUCAAGGACACUUACAACCUUAUGUCAUAGAGAGUCUGCCUCUUAAUUUAUGGGGUAGGGACUUACUCUCUCAAAUGGGAUUAAUUAUGGGAAGCCCUAAUAAUGUUGUCACAAUGCAAAUGCUUAGUAAGGGCUACCUGCCAAAACAGGGCUUAGGAAAAAAUAACAUGGGCAUUACUGAUCCCAUCAUUCCCAUCCCUAACAAUGGUAAAGUUGGGUUAGGCCAUUUUUCUUAGGGGCCAUUGACGCUCCUGCGAUCCAUGCUACACGAAUUACAUGGCUAUCAGAUGAGCCGGUAUGGGUCGAUCAGUGGCCCCUUAACUCUGAAAAGCUUGCAGCCGCAAGGCAGCUGGUGCAGGACCAGUUAGAUGCAGGCCACAUUGUUCCUAGUAAUUCCCCUUGGAACACACCUAUCUUUGUUAUCCGGAAAAGGUCAGGAAAGUGGAGGCUGCUACAAGACCUUAGGGCGAUAAAUAAGACAAUGGUCUUAAUGGGGCCCCUACAACCAGGCCUCUCCUCACUCAGUGCCAUUCCUUUAGGAUUUUUUAAAAUUGUCAUAGAUCUUAAAGAUUGCUUUUUCUCUAUUCCUUUACACUUCAUGACUUCCAAAAACUAUUGGGAGAUAUUAAUUGGCUCAUACCAUUUUUAAAACUAACUAAACAUGAUUUACAGCCCCUUUAUGCACUGCUUCGGGGAGACAUAGAUCCAACUUCCCCCCGAGAGCUUACACCUGAUGCCAGGAGAGCGCUCAGUAAAGUAGAAGAGGCUAUUGCUCAACAAACUGUUUCCUUUAUGGACUACAAUGAGCCUUUACAGUUUCUCAUUUUUAAUACAAAGCUUUGCCCUACAGCAGUGUUCUGGCAACAAGCUCCCCUCAUGUGGGUCCAUUUACCAGUCUCUCCAAAAAGAACACUUUUGCCUUAUUUCCAAGCUGUCUCAGACCUAAUAAUCCAGGGUAGAAAGCAGGGAAAAUGUUACUUUGGCAAAGAACCAGACGUUAUCAUUCAACCUUUUACAAAAGACCAAAUAGAUUGGCUACUUCAGAGUACUGAAGUGUGGCCUAUUGCCUUAGCUUCCUAUUCAGGGACUAUUGACAAUCAUUACCCUCCAAAUAAGCUAGUUGACUUUGCUAAUCGUCACUCAUUUAUAUUCCCUAAAGUCACAGCUUCGCAACCCCUUCCAGGUGCCCUGGUUUUAUUCACUGAUGGCUCAUCCUCUGGAAGAGCUGCUUAUGUAUCUCAAGACAAUGUUUCUACCCUCCAGGCAGAUACUUCCUCUGCACAAUUAACAGAGUUAGAAGCUAUUCUUGCAGCUUUUGCUGCUUACUCUGACCAACCAUUUAAUUUGUAUACUGACAGUGCUUAUCUUGCCCAGUCUGUUCCAUUAUUAGAGACUGUUGCUAUUAUAUGUCAUGCUUCCCCAGCUGCAAAUCUGUUCAAACAAUUACAAUGCUUCAUACGGCUUCGCCGUCAUAAGUUCUUUAUCGGUCAUCUGCGAGCUCAUUCCAACCUCCCAGGGCCUCUUGCCCAAGGAAAUCAUUUGGCUGAUGUUGCUGUACGAACACAGGUUUUUAUGGCUCAGGACUCCAAGGUGUCUGAGGCCCAACAAGCCCACCAGUUACAUCACCUCAAUGCUCACACCCUCCGCCUUCUCUACAAAAUUACCUGUGAGCAAGCCAGACAAAUUGUAAAAAAUUGCCCAUCUUGUGCUAUCCACUCACCUGUUCAACACCUAGGAGUCAACCCUAGAGGUUUAAUUCCUAAUGCCUUAUGGCAAAUGGAUGUUACCCAUUUCAAUGAGUUUGGCAAUCUAAAAUAUGUACAUGUCAUUAUUGACACUUAUAGUGGCUUCAUUUUUGCCACUCUCCAGACUGGAGAAGCUGCUAAACACAUUAUAGCCCAUAUGCUGUCAGCCUUCUCAGUUCUGGGAUGUCCUCAACAGCUUAAGACCGAUAAUGGCCCUGGCUAUACCAGCACCUCCUUUGCUCAAUUUUGUAAAAGCCUUAAUAUCCUCCACACUACAGGUAUACCUUAUAAUCCUCAGGGACAAGGCAUUGUUGAACGUGCGCAUCGUUCUCUUAAAUUCACCAUAGAUAAAAUAAAAAGGGAGACAUGGUACCCCACCUAGGGGUCCCCUAGAAAUGUCCUUUCACAUGCUCUUUUUAUUUUAAAUUUUCUGACCCUGGAUGCUUCAGGCUGCUCCGCAGCAUCUCGGUUUUGGCAUACUCAGACUCAAACACGGUUUGCAUCUGUUUUAUGGAGAGACCCACUAACCAAUGUGUGGAAUGGCCCUGAUCCAGUCCUUAUCUGGGGACGAGGUUCAGUGUGUGUUUACUCUCAACAAGAUAGAGGAGCUAGAUGGCUACCUGAACGCCUCGUAAAGCAAGUAGACAAUUCUUCAAAGACCCCAUGUAACGCCCAGGAAUAAUGUUAUUUCCUGAGGCACAAUCCCCUGUGUUCUCUUACAGGUGACACAUCUCCCUGGAGCCUUAUGCUGCUUAACCAGCCUUCUUGAGCCACACCACACCCAUGGUGGAUUUUGACCCCUGCCAAACAGACUGCAACUGCUGACAGCCAUGCACAGAACCCCAUGACUGUGGAAGAGGCUCUUCUCGGUCUGGAGGAACAUACGCCAGCCAAAUAGACUGCAUCCAGUAUUAUUCAAGGCAUGCUCCAAGACACAGGAGAAUGACUUCAUACAGAGACACCAACAAAUGACUGUCAACCCCUUCUCCUUGAUUUUGGGGGGGGGGAGUUUUUCCCUUACCUAGUCCCACUUUUGGGUCCCCUAGCUGACCUAUUGUUUCUCAUUUCUGUGAGUCUUGUAUUUUUCAGAGGAUUAUGAUGUUCAUUAAUAACCGGAUAGACGCAUUUAUGGCAAAGCCCAUUCAGGUACACUACCAUCAGCUGGAGAUGACAGAUCAACAAACCUACAGGGAAGGAAUUCCCACGAGUGGCCCAUAUGAUGAUGCGGCCUGACUGCCCUGGGGCAAUGGACAGGCAGUCAGAGACGGGCAACUAGGACAUGCAUGUUAAUUCCAACGGCCACCUAAGACAGGCACAGGACCAACUGCUGUUCUGCAAGCCCAUGACGGGUAAGGCCUGGUUGGGUUCAUGCAAUGAGGUCCUUGACCUAAGACAGACGCUGUCCUCACAGGGCCUGCCAUACUCUUAAUUAAAUAAUAUAAAAAGGGAGGAGAUGUAGGGAGCCGAGUGACAGGCAUUGCUGCCUAGAUGUCUCUCUCUCUCUCUCCUAUGGGCACUGCGUCUGCCUACAUUAACCAUAAUCCUCUUCUGCUUACGUCACUUAUCCGGAUGUGAUGGUAACCCUGUUGUAUUCAUCUGUUUAACCUCUUCCUGUCCCAGCUCCCACCCUUAGCCUAUAAAAGGUGUGAUUAUUUUCUCAAUAAACCGGAGGCUUGAUUGGGUUAACAUCAA
Cavia porcellus (domestic guinea pig) is the source of this 6271-nucleotide messenger RNA. RefSeq names its product endogenous retrovirus group K member 5 Gag polyprotein-like. Gene Ontology annotation, biological process: viral process. The transcript is spliced from 2 exons. NCBI's taxonomy places the organism in Eukaryota, Metazoa, Chordata, Mammalia, Rodentia, Caviidae. Bases 317 to 2071 code for a protein of 584 amino acids. Gene Ontology annotation, molecular function: structural molecule activity; zinc ion binding; nucleic acid binding. The record is from RefSeq and is a predicted model, not a curated record.